AACAAAAACGAACUCAAUAUGUUGAUUCUAUUCACGCUGAUCAGUGUUUUGUAAAUUUCGGUCAUGCUAACCCGGUUUGGAAUUACAGAGUCUAGUGCACACCAUAAUUGAGUAAAAGAAAAUGAAAUAUAUCCACCCAGCCAUUCUUCUACGUUAGGAAGUGUUAUUAUACACUACUGUGCUGCUAACAAUAGCAACGGAACUGCUUUUUCAAUUGUCUAGACGAAAUUAUUUAAACUUAGCAUAAUAUAUAUUUGUAUUUCACUAAGCACUCCAAAACACUUCUUCUUCGAGGAAAUAGUAAUGAAAAGAAUAUUUUCAAGUUUGGUUAUUGUCCUCAUUCUGACUUCUACGUUCAGUGUUCAUGGAUUGAAAAAGAGAAAGAAGCGACAAGCAAGUGUACCCAGAUGUCCGACAGGUGACGUUGGUUCAUUUCCACUCCAGUCUGGGAGCGGAAUUACCCGUUGUAGAACGACAAGUUUUCAACGUGUCAGAGUCCACGUGAGACAAAGCUAUGAUUUUGGAGUCGAUGCUCCGAUUAUUUUUCCUGAACAGAGUGAACCUCUCGAAGAAAUAUCAUGUACCACGUCCACAGGAGCUCAGGGAACCUGUAAACACCCAACUAGUUGUGUGUUUACGUUUGAUAGUGUAGAUGAUUUAGAAACGUCGACGUGUCGUCAAAGUAACAAUGACAUUGGCAUCUGCUGCUCUGAUGAAGUAACUGGUAGAAGACAAACCACAAUUCCGAUUAGUAUCCCGGCCUCGGCCUCGUUCAUUCCAUCAGGGAUCAUCCCAAACCAGAUCACUUCAAAUGAUUUAGACGACGCAGGUAAAGCUGGACAGGAAGCUUUAGCAGGACUGCAAGCUUUGGAAUUGGAACUCAAACAACUGGGCUUAGUUGUACAAAAAGGAACAUCUACAUCUUUUCAUCAGGCGUUUUUUGGAACAAAAAGAAUCAUCCAACAGCUGGGAAACAACGGAUUCGUUGGUCUGAGAGCGUCUGAAACAUUGGCCAAAAGGAUAGGCCAGAGUGCCAAUGAGGUAAGGGACAGUCUUCCUAACUUUAGUUUGAAGGGCACUGUUGCCAAUUCUGUUUGUCCCAUUGAACCUCCUUGUCCGUCAACAAAGUACCGUACCAUAGACGGCAGCUGUAACAACUUGCGCAAUCCUACCUGGGGCAAAUCUUUUACCGCCUUCAUCCGUCUGCUUCGACCAAAUUAUGCCGAUGGACUGAGCUUACCACGGAUUGCUUCUGAUGGGGGUCCUCUCCCCAGUGCAAGAGAUGUCUCGGUGAAAGCGACCCCUGAUGAAUCAAGGUUUGUGUUCGGAAUGCUUAAACUGUCGUUUUUAAAUUACGAAAUAGCGAAUGACAGACAGUGUUUUGUUUUCUUUUUAGGACUCCUUCGGGUUUCCAGGCUUGGAAACGUUGACCUCUUGCCCAAAGAAACUGAUGAAAACAUCGAAUGUCAGCAGUCUCAGGGGAACAGUGAUUUCUUGUGCUUUAAAGCAGGUGAUGAACGUGCUAACGAGCAAAUAGAUUUAGCUCUUCUCCAUACCAUCUGGAUGAGGGAGCACAACAGAGUAGCCAGAGUUCUAGCCUACUACAACCCUGGCUGGAAUGAUGAGAUUCUCUACCAAGAAGGUCGCCGUAUAGUCGGAGCUGAGAUGCAACAUAUUGUCUUCAACGAAUUCUUACCGCUUCUGUUAGGUAAAGGUGUAAUGAGUAAAUUCAGAUUGUUGUUGAAACGCAGAGGCCAUAGUACUAGCUACGAUCCAACUCUCAAUCCAGGAAUUGCGAAUGCGUUUAGCGCAGCUGCUUACCGCUAUGGCCACACUCUUGUGCAGGGUACAUUGAACUUGAUUGAUAAAACUAACGAGAUCGUUGAUAAGGUGCCUAUAAGGGACGCUUUCUUCAAUCCUUCUCGACUCUACGAGCCUGGUAACCUAGAUCGUUUGCUACGCGGGUUAGUUAGACAACCUUCCCAGCGAUUUGAUUCUUUUGUCACCAAUGAGUUGACCAACCACCUUUUCCAACCUCCUGGUCAAAAGUUUGGAAUGGAUCUUGUUGCAUUGAAUAUCCAAAGAGGGCGUGACCACGGAAUUCCAGGUUAUAAUGAUUGGAGGGAACAUUGUGGACUGCCCAGGGCUCGAUCAUUUGAUGACCUGACUCGAUGGAUGAAUCCGAACUCAGUCAAUGCUUUCAAGGAACUUUACAGGAACGUGGAUGACAUAGACUUAUUUCCGGCCGGUAUCGCCGAGCGUUCCCUUCCAGGCGCUACUCUUGGUCCCACGUUUGCGUGUAUCGCUGGCGACCAGUUUCGAAGACUGAAGCUAGGAGAUCGUAUGUGGUACGAAAACGGCAACAUGGAGUCGUCCUUCACUGAACGAAACGUGGCUGAAAUAACUGAAAUGCCAGUAGUUUUGUUCGACCACAUUCUUGUCAAGUACUCUGAUGCAGCACCAAUGAACCAAUCUGCCUAUGGUCUGCUUAAAAGUGGUCUUGGAAGCCGAUUGUUAGAGUACAAAAGAAGAUACGAAGAAAGUAUGUAA
Messenger RNA from Limulus polyphemus (Atlantic horseshoe crab), 2550 nucleotides. RefSeq names its product peroxidasin homolog. The record is from RefSeq and is a predicted model, not a curated record. NCBI's taxonomy places the organism in Eukaryota, Metazoa, Arthropoda, Merostomata, Xiphosura, Limulidae. Gene Ontology annotation, molecular function: heme binding; peroxidase activity. Gene Ontology annotation, biological process: response to oxidative stress. The transcript is spliced from 15 exons. The coding region runs from base 304 to 2550 and encodes 748 amino acids.